Messenger RNA from Trichomycterus rosablanca, 4912 nucleotides. It is a transcript of the gene ces2b, whose product is annotated as carboxylesterase 2b. The transcript is spliced from 37 exons. Bases 32 to 4858 code for a protein of 1608 amino acids. The record is from RefSeq and is a predicted model, not a curated record. NCBI's taxonomy places the organism in Eukaryota, Metazoa, Chordata, Actinopteri, Siluriformes, Trichomycteridae.
UCAACACUGAAGCUGAACUUGUAGUUUGAACAUGGGGCCAUUUCUGCUUUUUUGGAGUUUGCUAGGAUCGACUCUACUAAUCCCUGCAACAGCAGACCAAGGUCCAGUUGUGCAGACUAAAUAUGGAGCUCUAAAAGGUGAUUACUUAAAGGCUAUUGGAAAGGAAACUAAUGUGCACAGCUACCUGGGUGUACCUUUUGCUAAACCACCAGUGGGGCCUUUGAGACUUACUGCACCACAGCCUGCUGAACCAUGGCAGGGACUGAGAGACGCUACCAAACAGCCUUACAUGUGUUUGCAAAACAGACAGAUUCUUCUGGGUUUUUUGGAUUAUUUCACUAUGGUCAUGGAAGUUCCUGAAGUAUCAGAGGAUUGCCUCUACCUUAAUGUUUACACACCCUCUAAACCCAAUGAAGAUACCAAAUUACCUGUAAUGGUUUGGAUCCAUGGUGGAGGGUUAACCUUGGGCUCUGCUUCCACGAGUGAUGGACAUGCACUGGCAGCCUAUCAAAAUGUGGUCGUAGUGCUAAUCCAGUACAGACUUGGCUUACUUGGAUUUUUUAGCACAGGGGAUGAACAUGCACCAGGAAACUAUGGAUUUCUUGACCAGGUGGCUGCUCUUCAGUGGGUUCAAGAAAAUAUCCAUAGCUUUGGAGGUGAUCCUCAAUCGGUCACUAUCUUUGGAGAAUCUGCAGGAGGAGUUAGUGUGUCUUAUAAUAUUUUGUCACCAUUGUCUGCUGGUCUGUUCAGCUAUGCCAUAGCAGAAAGUGGCACUGCUGCACUGGAUGCACUCUUCACCAUCAACCCAUUACCAAUGGCUCAGCAUGUAGCAAAUUCAUUUGGCUGUGACACCUCCAGCACAAAGAAGAUUGUUGAUUGUGUAAAGCAGUGGUCAGAGGAGGAACUUUUGAAGGCUGCUGAAGGGGAUAUACUCAGCGUGUUUAAAGUUACUGUUGAUGGUAAAUUCCUCCCAAAAACUGUGAAUGAACUUCUUCAGAACAAAGAGUUCAGCAAAGUGCCUUUUAUUACUGGGGUAUCUGAUGACGAGGGUGGAUUUAGCAUGCUUAAUUCUCUUUUUCCUCCGGGAUGGACUGACGGAAUUGACAGAGACCAAGUCGUGCAGUUAAUGCCUUACAUUGUUUCAGAUGUCAGUGAAAAAUGGGUUCAUGAAUUAAUUUUAAACGAGUACCUGGGCGUCACAAACGAUCGCAUCAAGAUCCGAGAUGCCUUCAGAGAAAUGUAUGGCGACUUGAUAUUUAACAUUCCUGCUCGCAAAACAGCAACAUACCACAAAGAUUCUGGAGCACCAGUUUACUUGUAUGAGUUCCAGCACACUUUCAAUGAGCUGCAGAAGAAAAGGCCCAGCUUUGCAGGAAGUGAUCAUGCAGAUGAACUCUUUUUUGUUUUUGGUCACUGCUUUAUGAAUGCACACAUUAAGAUCAAUGGUACCUUUACAGAGAAAGAAAAUGAACUUUGUCGAACUAUGAUGGCCUAUUGGGGGAACUUUGCUCGUACUGGGUCUCCGAAUGGUCCUGGUCUGACCCCAUGGCCUGAGUUUGGAAGUGAAGCUGAGUAUCUCGGUAUUGGCCUGGAGCAGAAACCUGGCAAGAACCUGAAGGGAAAACACUAUACCUUUAUCACCGAGACUCUUCCAAGGUUGAUGAGUGAGAAAAAAGAUGGUCCAGUUGUGCAGACUAAAUAUGGAGCUCUAAAAGGUGAUUACUUAAAGGCUAUUGGAAAGGAAACUAUUGUGCACAGCUACCUGGGUGUACCUUUUGCUAAACCACCAGUGGGGCCUUUGAGACUUACUGCACCACAGCCUGCUGAACCAUGGCAGGGACUGAGAGACGCUACCAAACAGCCUUACAUGUGUUUGCAAAACAGACAGAUUCUUCUGGAUCUUGUGGGUAAUUUUACUAUGGUCAUGGAAAUUCCUGAAGUAUCAGAGGAUUGCCUCUACCUUAAUGUUUACACACCCUCUAAACCCAAUGAAGAUACCAAAUUACCUGUAAUGGUUUGGAUCCAUGGUGGAGGGUUAACCCUGGGCUCUGCUUCCAUGUGUGAUGGACAUGCACUGGCAGCCUAUCAAAAUGUGGUUGUAGUGCUAAUCCAGUACAGACUUGGCUUACUUGGAUUUUUUAGCACAGGGGAUGAACAUGCACCAGGAAACUAUGGAUUUCUUGACCAGGUGGCUGCUCUUCAGUGGGUUCAAGAAAAUAUCCAUAGCUUUGGAGGUGAUCCUCAAUCGGUCACUAUCUUUGGAGAAUCUGCAGGAGGAGUUAGUGUGUCUUAUAAUAUUUUGUCACCAUUGUCUGCUGGUCUGUUCAGCUAUGCCAUAGCAGAAAGUGGCACUGCUGCACUGGAUGCACUCUUCACCAUCAACCCAUUACCAAUGGCUCAGCAUGUAGCAAAUUCAUUUGGCUGUGACACCUCCAGCACAAAGAAGAUUGUUGAUUGUGUAAAGCAGUGGUCAGAGGAGGAACUUUUGAAGGCUGCUGAAGGGGAUAUACUCAGCGUGUUUAAAGUUACUGUUGAUGGUAAAUUCCUCCCAAAAACUGUGAAUGAACUUCUUCAGAACAAAGAGUUCAACAAAGUGCCUUUUAUUACUGGGGUAUCUGAUGACGAGGGUGGAUUUAACCUGCUUAAUUUCGUUUUUCCUCCGGGAUGGACUGACGGAAUUGACAGAGACCAAGUCGUGCAGUUAAUGCCUUACAUUGUUUCAGAUGUCAGUGAAAAAUGGGUUCAUGAAUUAAUUUUAAACGAGUACCUGGGCGUCACAAACGAUCGCAUCAAGAUCCGAGACGCCUUCAGAGAAAUGUAUGGCGACUUGAUGUUUAACAUUCCUGCUCGCAAAACAGCAACAUACCACAAAGAUUCUGGAGCACCAGUUUACUUGUAUGAGUUCCAGCACACUUUCAAUGAGCUGCAGAAGAAAAGGCCCAGCUUUGCAGGAAGUGAUCAUGCAGAUGAACUCUUUUUUGUUUUUGGUCACUGCUUUAUGAAUGCGCACAUUAAGAUCAAUGGUACCUUUACAGAGAAAGAAAAUGAACUUUGUCGAACUAUGAUGGCCUAUUGGGGGAACUUUGCUCGUACUGGGUCUCCAAAUGGUCUUGGUCUGACCCCAUGGCCUCAGUUUGGAAGUGAAGCUGAGUAUCUCGGUAUUGGCCUGGAGCAGAAACCUGGCAAGAACCUGAAGGGAAAACACUAUACCUUUAUCACCGAGACUCUUCCAAGGUUGAUGAGUGAGAAAAAAGAUGGACCAGUUGUGCAGACUAAAAAUGGAGCUUUAAAAGGUAUGUAUGUGACAGCUAAGGGGAAGCAGACAGUUAUCCAAAGCUACCUGGGUGUACCAUUUGCCAAACCACCUGUGGGACCUUUGAGGUUUGCUGCCCCCCAACCUGCUGAACCAUGGCAAGGAGUGAGAGAUGCCACCAAACAGCCUUACAUGUGUAUACAAAAUAGAGAUGCAUCGAUAUAUUUAUUAAAGGGUUUAUCAAUCACUGGCGAAAUUCCUGCAGUUUCAGAGGACUGCCUUUACCUCAACAUUUACACUCCAGUAACUCCUGGUGAAAAUGCAAACCUACCAGUCAUGGUUUGGAUUCAUGGUGGAGGACUGAGCUUGGGUUCAGCAUCAGUGUAUGAUGGUUCAGUUCUCUCUGCCUACCAGAAUGUGGUGGUUGUUUUAAUCCAGUACAGGCUGGGUCUCCUGGGAUUCUUUAGCACAGGAGAUGAACAUGCUCCAGGUAACUAUGGUCUACUGGAUCAGGUGGCUGCUCUUCAGUGGGUUCAAGAGAAUAUUCACAGUUUUGGAGGUGAUCCUGGAUCAGUCACCAUCUUUGGAGAGUCUGCAGGAGGUGCCAGUGUAUCUUUCUUGCUUCUGUCUCCAUUGUCUGCUGGACUCUUUCAUCGUGCAAUUGCAGAGAGUGGCACUGCCAUAAUGGAAGGCAUCGUGGCGGAUCCCUUGCCAGCAGCACAGCAAGUGGCUAAGGCAUUAGGUUGUGACAUCAUCAGCACACAGAAAAUUGCUGAGUGUGUAAAGAGCUGGUCAGUGGAGGAUGUGAUAUCAGCUACGAAAGAGAAAUUGAUGCUGCAGUUUGUAGUGACAGUAGAUAAGAAAUUUCUUCCUAAACCUGCGAAGGAGCUCCUUGAAGACCAGAAAUUCCACAAAGUACCACUUAUUACUGGUGUGAACAGUGAUGAAUUUGGUUGGUUGCUGCCUCAUUCCUUUUUACCUCCAGGAUGGACUGAUGGGAUGAGUCGAGAGCAAGCACUCGCAUCAAUGGCCUCUUUUAUUUCUGAUGCAUCAAUUUCAUUAUGGAUCAAAGAGCUAACUGUAGAAGAAUAUCUGGGCUCAACUGCUGACCCGAUUAAAAUUCGUGAUGGUUACAGAGAAAUGAUGGGAGACAUCAUUUUUAAGAUUCCAGCUCUCAAACUGGCCAAAGUCCAUAAAGCUGCUGGACCUCAAGUUUACCUAUACCAGCUAGAGCACACCACCAGCUUUAUUCAGAGGAAAAGGCCAAGCUUUGUUGGGACAGAUCAUUUUGAUGACAUUGCCUUUGUUUUUGGCAUGUGCUUUUGGAACAGCGAUCUAAAGAUCAGUGAAUCCUUCACAGAGGAAGAAAAUGAACUAUGCAGGACUGUAAUGAACUACUGGGGAAACUUUGCACGCACUGGGUCUCCAAACGGACCAGGUCUAACCGUGUGGCCUGAAUAUGGAGCUGAAGCAGAGUACCUGAGCAUUGACCUUCAGCAGGAACCUAGCAAGAACCUGAGGGCUGAGCGCUAUAUUUUCUUGACAGAGAAGCUGCCAGAGCUGAUUCGUUCAGCUCAGGAGAAGAUGGAGCAUGCUGAGCUAUAGACAGAGCUGUAGCUACUUUAUGAAGCUAAAAAAUAAAAGCUGUGACAAACCUGA